GUUCCCGUCCAUUUGAUAUGCUACAGUACCCGUGAGAUUUGGACCGCACAUUCGGAUAAAAAAACUGGUGAAGCUUCCUGCAUACUCACUCAUUUUAGAUGUACCGGACCACACAUUACUCCAUGAUAAGAUUGAGCCUCUACCUUCGUGCUACCUGUGCUUUCAAUUCGGUUUGCUCAAUUUCUGCGUAUCCUCUCUUUGUAAAACAUUUAGGUUAGUUUGUCGUGAGCAGUCUUUGCACAAUGAGAUAAGGCCAUUGUAUGUUCGUACCGUUAAUUGUUGUUAAACUCUAAGAAUGAUAGAUUGUAUUAAGAUUACAAGUUUAUUUAAUACUAUUAAUGUUGAAUUGCUUUUGAUUGGAAAUAUAUGUCAUCUGGAAGAUUUGCAGGUCCAUUAUUAGUACCUAAGUAUUUUGUUUCUUGCUUUUUGAAAUCUUAAAGUUAGGGUGAUGGAAAACUUUACUAGCAUAUUGUUAAAAGUUGUUUUCAACUUAUCCAUGAUUUAGUAUCACAUUUGAGAUUGAUUGUGAAUGGCUUGGUAAUGUUUGAAGGGUGAUUUGGUUAUUCUUUUGUUGUGUGGCAAAACAAUCAUUCAAGCCCAAAGGAUCAUCUUUGGGAAUUGGGAUAGCGGUAGAUUGAUAAAGGAUCGAACAAAGGGAAGGGUCAAGACUUCUUAGCAUUGAGAAGACAACCCCAUUGUUUCAUCUAGGUGUUUGGCAUCGAAGCUGGAGCUUGUGCUCCUUUGCCUCUGAUCUCUAAUUCCACAACCACUGCCUGAAAUUUAGGUAUUCUUUUAUGUCAGCCUCUGUAUUCUUUGAUGUUUUGAUUUCCACCCUUGGGGUUUAUUAAGCCCAUUUCAAAGACCUUAGUUCAUAAUUUGCCAUGCUUCUGGAAGUGGAAGUGCAUCCAGGGGUUUGUCUUUCUAUUGCACCAUUUCACAGGCUUCUCCUUCCUUUCUUUUUAGUUCUGGUUUAAGAGAUGCAUUUCAUUCUAUUUAAAUUUCUGAAUUCAUAUGUUCUUUUUUCAAAAGUUUGGAUUUCAUAUUUAGUUUAUAUGUAGCCACACUUUUCUAAUGAUUUUACCAUUUUUAGUAUGGAAAUGAAAUCUUACUUGUUAGAAUAAGUCAUGAGAGUAUUUUAAAAAAGACUGAACCCAUCGUUAGCAUGAUUUUAAGUCGAUCGUUAGUUGAAAUAAUUUAAAGGAGAUUGAUCAAUACAAUUUUAAUGAUUCUUUUCAAUUUUCCAAGAUUUUUUGACUGAGAAAAAGGUCAUUGGCACUUGAGACCAUUUGGGAAAGAUUGAACCAGUAGUUAUUUGCAAAAUAACUAAUACCAAGUAAUUGGUAUUAUUUAAAGUAGGUAUUGUACAGUUGGUAGUGCGCAAGCUCUUUCCCAACACGUGAAAGAAUGACUACUGAUUUCCUCAGCCUAAAAAUAAGGUCUUCACUUUGAUCCUUGACUAAAUUGUUCUCCUCUUGUAUAAAAGCCAUAUCAUAUUUUUAUGGAAGAUUGAAGAAACUAAUCUUUGACUAAAUUGAUCUAUGUAAUUGAAUUUCAUGCACAAUUUUUUUAAAAACUGAAUAUUUUUGAAUGUGUGAAUAAAUAGAGAAUAUUUGCACUGAGAGCUUACAAGAUUUACACUGCCAAAUGAUGUUAAAAACAUUCAGUUGUACAUUGUUGAGCUACUGGCCUAUUAGCUGUGUCAAGGUUUUACUCUGAAUUGUUAUUGAUUGUUUUUAGUUACUAGUUUGCAUAUUGUUUUAUGUAUUUUUUUGGGAGCUACUAGUUAGUUUGCGCCUAAUUUGUUGAGCUACUGACCUAUUAUCUUUGUCAAGAUCUUAUUAUGGAUUAUUAAUGAUUGUUAUUAGCAACUACAAAGCAAUUUGCAUAUUGUUUUUUAGAUUUUUUGGGAGCUUCUAGUUAGCUUGCUCCUAAUUUGUUGAGUUAUUGCUUACUGGCUUAUUAGCUUUCUCAAGGUUUGGCUCUAGAUUGUUACUUAUUGCUAUCAACUACUCCCUCCGUCCCCCAUAGAUCUUCCCAAUAGCUCUUUUUCUUUGUCCACAAUAGAUCUUCUCAUUUCAUUUUUUAACAAUUAAAAUACCACAACUACCCCCACUUACUUUAUUUAUUACACCUCACCCAUCUCAUUUAAUACACUCCACCCAUUUUUCAUUAAUGGUAUUAUGGUAAACUUUCAUCUUUUUUCAACUCUCCUUAAAAACCACCAAAAGUCAAAAUGAGAACAUCUUAGGGGGACGGAGGGAGUAAUACUUAUAUGGAUUUUUUUGGUGUUCCUAGUUAGUUUGCUCGUGAUUUUUUGAGCUAAGGAUCUAUUAGCUCUAUCAAGCACAUAAAAAUUGUGAAUCAUGCUUGGUUAGUUUGAAUUUGAGAUUUUCUUUUCUUAUUACAAUUAGUAUGUAAUUUGAUUCAACAUUUUUGUUUGUAUUGCCGGCCUUAGGGCAAUGCCUCAUGUUGUGGUGGAUGCCGAUAGCAUACUUAAGGAUGAUAACAUCGCAUUCAAUUUGUUUGCUCCCAACCUCGUCGAUGAAUAGGAGCGCAUCAUUCAACGACUUCGGGAAGUACUCAUUCGCGGUGGACAACCUCUCAAUAACAAUACAAGAACAACAUUUGUCGAUAUUUAAAGACCAGUUGUGAGACUCGAUAUUGCGGCAUCCGAGGACGACCACGCCAUCUCAACGUCAAUCCUAAUCCAAAAACAAGACGCUUAUGUGUAUUCAGUUUAUAGUUCUGGGUGGUGGACUUGUGAUGAUAUACCCUAUGUGCUUCUAAAUUCAAAAAAAAACUUUUUUUGAUUGUAGGUAUAUUGCAUCUAAUAAAAAUGUAGAUGCAAUAGGUCCUUGAACGACAUAUUGAGCUCUUUUAGCUCUUAAAACCGGCAUACCUGAUGCAUUCCAUUCCCAUUUCAAAAAUUUGUGUAUGGUUUUUUUGGAAUCGGCUAGGUUUCACUAGACGUACGAUCUGGUGAGGCAUUCGUUUGAGACCCGUUUAGCAUUUGGGUCACCAUUGUGUCGACUUGACCACGUCGUCGACUUCCCAAGUUUGACAUAAAUCAUGUAUUUGUCUCAAAAACUCAUAAAUAACAAUUUAUGUAUAUUUUCUCAUAAUUUCAGGCAAUAUUCGAGCUUUGAUCAACUAGUGGAAUAAGAUGAGCAUAGCUGUGGUCCGCUAUCACAAUGAUCAAGACGACGUGUUCAGGAUUCAGGGUAGAAUUCAAAAUGAGUGUAGAAUUGAAAAUAGGUUUGAUGCAGUUCUGGAUGAGCUGGCGCUCAUCCAGAACUGCCUCAAACCUAUUUUCAAUUCCACACUCAUUUUGAAUUCUACCCUGAAUCCUGAACACGUCGUCUUGACCAUUGUGAUAGCGGACAACAGCUAUGCUCAUCUUAUUCCAGUAGUUGAUCAAAGCUCGAAUAUUGCCUGAAAUUAUGAGAAAAUAUACAUAAAUUGUUAUUUAUGAGUUUUUGAGACAAAUACAUGAUUUCUGUCAAACUUGGGAAGUCGACGACGUGGUCAAGUCGACACAAUGGUGGCCCCAAUGCUAAACUGGUCUCAAACGAAUGCCUCACCAGAUCGUACAUCUUGUGAAACCUAGUCGAUUCUAAAAACCAUACACAGAUUUUUGAAAUGAGAAUGAAAUGCAUCAGGUUAUUCAGGUAUACCGGUUUCAACAGCUAAAACAGCUCAAUAUGCCGUUCGAGGACCAACUGCAUCUACAUUUUUAUUAGAUGCAAUAUACCUACAAUCAAAAAAAGUUAAAUUUAGAAGCACGUAGGGUGUAUCUUCACAAGUCCACCACCUAUAACUAUAAACUGAAUACGCAUAAGCGUCUUGUUUUUGGAUUAGGAUUGACGUUGAGAUGGCGUGGUUAUCCUCGGAUGCCGCAAUGUCGAGUCUCGCAACUGGUCUUUGAAUAUCGACAAAUGUUGUUCUUGUAUUGUUAUUGAGAAGUUGUCCACCGUGCGUGAGUACUUCCCGAAGUCGUUGAAUGGUGCGCUCCCAUUCAUCGACGAGGUUGGGAGCAAACAAAUUGAAUGCGAUGGUAUCAUCCUCAAGUCUUAUUUAACUAAUACAGUUUGAUAAUAACAAGUCUUAUUUAACUAAUACAGUUUGGUUAUGCUACUACUACAGUUUGAUAAUAGAAAGUCUUAUUUAACUUAGAAGAUUACAUGAUUAUAUAUGAAGAGGCAAAUUCUUUAGUGGUUAAGGGUCUAUACUCGUUUUAUGAACUUUAGUGCACGAAAUAAUUAGAUGUAUGGGCCUUAGUAAAAGAAAGAUAUUCAACAGUGAGACCAUGAAAAAGAUGUGAGGAGACCCACAUUUCUCAUGAAAAAAUUAUGUUAUCAUCAUUUUUCCAAUUCUAAAGUAAACAAGUUUUUGUUUUGUUUUAGUAUGUUAUUGAUACAUGUAGGAAUUUUGGACUAGAGCGCGAUGUCAUCCUCUUAAGUGGACAAGUAAUGACGUUACAAGUUCACAGUUGCUUGAUACAACCCGAUUGAUGGUGAUAUCUAAACUUAGAGAAUGUAUUGAGAUUGCUAGACAAAAAAUUGUGUUGAAAAGAGCAUGCACGAGAGGCUGGAGACAGAGACACUUCUUCAGUAUCUUGAGCAUAUGACACGCGUCUAAUGAAACCGGAAGCUCACGAGUACCCAUUCUUUCUCGUGACCAUCUUCUUCGCGGAAGGAAAGAAAAACUUGCAAGGAAAUUCAUCCCUGAUUCCUCGCUGCGUUGAAUCUUCAGGGAAGGAAAGAAAUCCCAGGUACUGCCGUACACCUUUCCAUUCUUCCUUUCGGCUAUCCUAAUUUUUUCCUAAUUUUUACCCGAAAAUUAUUUUUUUCUCAUAAAUUCGUGGGUUGAUUAAUACUAAUAUGCUUUCUCCAAUUUUUACCUCGCCGCCUGAUUUUUUGCAUCUCCACCCCACUUUACGCAGAUUCUUCAGCAAGGAAAGAUUCCAUAUAAUCGGCAUCAGAGAACUGCGAUAAGAAUAUAGCGAGGUUUGUUUC
Messenger RNA from Cuscuta campestris, 5015 nucleotides. NCBI's taxonomy places the organism in Eukaryota, Viridiplantae, Streptophyta, Magnoliopsida, Solanales, Convolvulaceae. The record is from the annotation of a GenBank genome assembly.